This is a messenger RNA of Rhipicephalus sanguineus (brown dog tick), 3054 nucleotides long. Its product is annotated as 3-hydroxyisobutyrate dehydrogenase, mitochondrial. Gene Ontology annotation, biological process: L-valine catabolic process. NCBI's taxonomy places the organism in Eukaryota, Metazoa, Arthropoda, Arachnida, Ixodida, Ixodidae. Gene Ontology annotation, molecular function: NADP binding; NAD binding; 3-hydroxyisobutyrate dehydrogenase activity. The transcript is spliced from 6 exons. Gene Ontology annotation, cellular component: mitochondrion. The record is from RefSeq and is a predicted model, not a curated record. Bases 102 to 1019 code for a protein of 305 amino acids.
CUCUCUCAUCUAGUUUCCAAGAUGGCGCCUCCGUGUUGGCUGUUUGUGGUCGUACGUUCCCGAAAAUAUUAAACCAUGGCCACCGUAACCUGGCAGCUUCGAUGUCAAAACGGGCAGUAUCACAGGUACCACUGGGUUUUGUCGGCCUUGGCAACAUGGGAAAGAACAUGGCACGCAACCUUCUCUCUAAGGGCCACCGGCUAGUUGUGUACGACGUCUACCCAGAAGCUAUGGAAGCUAUGGCUAGUCAGGGAGCCAUUACUGCUCAGAGUCCGGCCGAACUGGGUGAACAGUGUGACCGCAUCAUCACUAUGCUUCCCUCAAGUCCUCAUGUGAGAGAAGUGUACUCUGGCAAGAAAGGAAUCCUGUCGACAGUGAAAACCGGUUCUCUCCUAAUAGACAGUAGCACCAUUGAUCCCUCCGUCUCCCAGGAGAUGGCGAAAUUGGCUGAAGCAAAAGGAGCCUUGUUUAUCGAUGCCCCCGUAUCUGGAGGGGUAGCUGCAGCGGAGGCAGGAACGCUGACAUUUAUGGUUGGAGGCAACGAGUCCGAAGUCAGCGCUGUGCAAGAGAUUCUGCUCUGCAUGGGCAAGAAUGUCAUCUACUGUGGCGGAAUCGGCUGUGGCGAGGCUGCGAAAAUCUGCAACAACAUGAUGCUGGCCAUAUCGAUGAUUGGGACGUCUGAAACGAUGCUCCUGGGAAAGAAGCUCGGGCUGGACCCUAAAGUCCUCAAUCAGAUUCUCAACGUAAGCUCUGGGAAAACGUGGCCUAGCGAAGUCUACAGCCCAGUCCCAGGAUUGAUGCCCAAUGCUCCUGCCAGCAACAAUUACGAGGGUGGAUUUGGAUCUGCGCUGAUGACAAAGGACCUUGGUUUGGCGCAAAAUGCUGCAACACAGACUGGUUCCCCAACUCCGCUGGGAUCACUGGCUCAUCAGAUCUUCAGACUAGCCCUCAGUCACGGCCUUGGAAAGAAAGACUUUUCAGUGAUCUACCAGCUUUUACAAGGAAAAGUGAUUAAGUAAAAGUGCAAAUUGCUCACACAGACUGACGAGCAUUCCAGCACAGUUGCCUGUAACGGCAUCUGUUGCCAAAGUGGCUGCAUAGUGUCAAAAUAAAGUGUUGUCUACUACAUUCGCUGUUGAAAAACGUGUGCGAGAGCGAAAAGUGUGAUGUCAUUCAUGUUCAAUGCUGAAAUGGAGGAACCCUGCAACACCUUUCCCGAGUUAUCAUAGAAUGACCUCAGUAUCAGUGCUGCGUCAUGAAUCUCCAGACUGCAGAUGAGCAGCUACCGUAUCAUCUCGCCUAUAACCUUCACCCUCAGCUUUCAAAUUGGCAUAAACGACAAGCUACAAACGGCAUAACAAUAGAAACCAAUGAAAAAUAUCCCCCCAUAGUGCCAUGAAGCUGCCUUCCUUGCAUCACCGUGAAGCCAACAUGAGCACCGAAAGUCGCGUAUACACUGCUCCCCGAUUUUAGCUAUGCAUUUUCUGUAUAUUUUGUGCAGGUUAUGCGCAAGAAAAUGCGACAUUUCUGGCUCUGCUGAAAAUUUUUGCAGAACCCCUUUAAAUUUCAGACAACAGCAGCUUAGUGAGGCUAGGCUCUCAGAGUAGCUGUUGCAAUUGCAAUUACAUUUUAAGUGAACUGUGCCAAUACACAUUGCAUAUUGUUAUCAAAAAGGAGUACGCUUGCAUACUUUGCUUUUCAUGAUAAUUCCUAAUAGCACAUCUGCUGACUAAAAAACACACAGCCAAAGCCAAAACCAUGUGCCAAAAGAGGGCUCUGUCAGUCGAAGAAAAGGCGAGAAAGCAGCCCGAAGAGACUAGACGCUGCGGUUCUCCAUGCCAAGACGGUAACAAAGACGAUGACUAUGUGUUAAUUGUUUCUAUAGUUUUUCAGAACACAGCACUGGACUUUGCCCGGCUCUAUUUGAGAUUCAAGGAAGAGGAAUGUAUUGAUGGCUGACAUGCGAUGCCUCUGCUGCACUGCCGAAAGAGCAAGUUUGAACACCCAUGGAGGGUGGCGUGUUUUCUAUAUGUGCAGCACAAGACAUACAGGAGCUCUGAAACAACCUCUAUUUGGCGAUACAACCAACUUCCAAGCCUCCGCCACAAGGUCUUAUGAUUCAGAGGUCCUCUUGCAGACCUUUCGAGCCUCUGUGAAAACAAGUGGUUAUUAAGGGGAGCAACAGACUGAAGUAGCCAAAUAACUUUCAUCUGAGAUGUCUCAGAAAUGCAAGAGCAUGGACUGUGGAAUACCACACUUCGAAUCUCGGUACAUUCGCCAAGCACCAGAACCAAGAAGAAGUGCGGUUUUAAUUGAAAGUGCAUGCAGUACAGCGGCCAAGAAGUCAUUAUUCAAGCAGUCUACUGGUGCCAUACAUCUGGGAUACAGUCACCAAAGUAGGGAGCUUGAGUGCUGCUCAGCACUGAAGCCGCAAUCCUGUAAACGAAAACCCUAUAUGCAAAUUGCCUCAUGUCAAGCUGUCCAGCACCACCAGAAAGCAUACCCCGGUGGCACGGUCCACCUUGGCUGUGCGAAGACUGCGAGAAAUGGCUUUGUGCUACAGACAAAGUAGCUUCCAUGACCUAAGAACAAGAGGAUAGAGAUAGAAUUAUUGGCGGAACUCAUGCAAGAAUCUGUUGUUUAGCACAGACCUAUAUCCUGCUGCUACUUGGAGGUCGUGGGAUCGAAUUCCAGCCAUGGCAGCCGCAAUUCGAUGGAGGUGAAAUGCUUAGGGCCGUCUAAUUAGAUUUAGGUGCACGUUAAAAAACACCAGAUGCUCAAAAUUUCCGUAGCCCUCCACUACAGCAUCUCUCAUAAUCAUAUUCUGGUUUUGGGACAUGAAACCCCAAUAAUUAUUAUCCUGCUGCGGUUUGUUUGUUUUUCAUUGUUUUUAUCUUUGCAUGAAUGGCUGUGUAAGAGUUAGUCUUGCUUUGUGUGGAUUUCUUCAUUACGUGGGUGUUGUAACGAUAUAUACCAUACUUUCUGUGCGUUCUAUUUGUGUACUCAGUUCUACCCCUGUAAUAAUCGCAGCAAGGGAUUCCAAAAUAAAUGAAA